Pochonia chlamydosporia 170 is the source of this 1581-nucleotide messenger RNA. Its product is annotated as amidase family protein. Lineage: Eukaryota; Fungi; Ascomycota; Sordariomycetes; Hypocreales; Clavicipitaceae. The coding region runs from base 1 to 1581 and encodes 526 amino acids. The record is from RefSeq and is a predicted model, not a curated record. The transcript has 10 exons.
AUGAGCUUGACGAAGCACGAUACGAGACUGGAUCUUCUCGUUGCCACCGCGGCGGAUAUCCAAGCCCUUCUUCAAGCCGGAUCUCUAACCAGUGCCGAUCUAGUCCGUUUGUAUCUCGAACACAUCGAUAAGAACGAUGGCUAUCUGCGCGCAGUCACUUCUACACCGCCACGAGAAUGGCUGUUUCGAGAGGCUCGCAGACUUGAUACCGAAAGGGCAACUGGAACCACGAGAGGUCCUUUACACGGCAUACCCAUACUGAUCAAGGAUAUAGUUGACACAGAACCCGCUCUCAACAUGAGCUCCACCUGGGGUUCGUUGGCCCUCGCUGGGACACACCCGCAGAGGAAUGCUAGAAUAGUAGAUCUGUUGAUUGAGGCGGGUGCCAUCAUCUUGGGCAAGACGAGUCUUUCUGUGAGUCGUAACUUUGCUGCUGACAACGCGAAAGCAAGACUUGAGCUAAGUUACUGUAGGAAUGGGGAUGGUUCCGGGGACAUGAGAGGGACAAAUCUCCCAUCCGGUUGGUGUGCCGUUAGUGGCCAAGGCCAGAGUCCAUAUGUGGAUGGGGGAUUCAAGAGUACAGACUCUCCUUCAGGCCACAGCAAUCCAGCCGGAUCGUCGUCCGGAUCAGCCAUUGCAGUUGCAGCGGGCUUCGCACCCGUUUCAAUUGGAGCGGAAAGCACAGGUUCACUUAUGAUGCCUGCAUGUCGAACAGCGCUUUACAGUAUCAAGCCAACCAUCGGUAUUGUCCCUGGCGAUGGCUGUCUUGCGAUAUCACUUCAUCAUGAUACCCUGGGCCCAAUGGCCAAAAGUGCUCGAGAUAUUGCAGACUUACUAGAUGUCAUAGUCGACAAGGAUAAAACACAGAUACCUAAAGGAGGCAAUAUUCGCGUUGGUGUCAUUGAUCCCACGGACUGGAUGCUUGGUCUGCCGUUUGUUAAGCCGGUUCAGGAGGUCAACAGCCAAAUGAUGGCCGGCUGGAAGGAAGCCUACAAGCUCCUAGAGGCGCACGCAGCUCGAUUCAAGCGCAUUAACUUGAUUUCUGUCGAUGAGGCCACUGCUAACGCCAGUAAAAGCAUUCUUGACUUGGCAAAACGCGACUUUAAAGUUCUCUUGAAAGAGUAUCUUCGUGGAAUCCCGGACUCGCCUAUUCAUGACCUGAGCAACAUCAUUCAGUUCAAUCGUGAUCACGCAGAUAAGGAACUUCCACCAAAUGCGAAUAACCAAGAUAACUUCCUAGAAGUCGAAUCCUUUGAAAUCACCGACGAAGAAUAUCAGAGUAUUCUCGACUUCGGUCGAAGAAAGAGCAGGGAUGAGGGUAUUGACAAAACUUUGAGAGAGAAUGAUAUCGACAUUAUCGUCGGCCCUUCAGACUGUUCCUUGUUCUUACUGGCGUCUCUUGCUGCUUACCCCAUCGCCGCCGUUCCUUACAGUAAUGUUGACUUUGAAGGAAAUAACCGGCCUUAUGGUCUGUUUGCGCUGGCAUCAGCGCACAAAGAUGCCUUGCUCGUGGAGUUUAUGAGCGCUUGGGAGCGGGUUGCUCCCCCGAGGCAGCCGCCACGAAAGAGACACUUUGCAUGA